CUGUAGGUCUGUUGUCACUCUCUACAAGACAGAGUGGAGAAGAUCCCAUUAUCAUCUGAGCAGCCGGUAGAGAAGAGCAGGGCAGAAUGGAGAUGACUGAGGGCAUCUAUCGACAUGUAGACCCUGGUAGAGUCGACAGACCCUCUAUGGAUAACCAUGAAGAAACAGACACUGGCAGUACUUCAGACUCCAGAGAGAAUUUGGUAGCCCCAAGUCCUCAACCCUCUGGACCCUGGAAGAGGGCUGCUGUGUGUCUGGGUCUGCUGUGUGCUCUCCUGCUGUCUGCCAUCACACUUCUCAGUUUCAAAAUGAUGGAGACCAAACAGUUACAGACCAGCGACAAAGAGAAACUACAGAUGCAGUCAGGUUACGACAACAUGACCAUAGAAUACAAACAGCUACAGAUUACUUACAACAACCUCAAAACAGAGAAAUCCCAACUGCAGACCAGUUACAGCAAUCUUAGCAGAGAGAAACUCCAGUUGCAGAGUAGCUAUGAUAGCCUAAAUAAAGAGAAAUCAGGAUUACAAACCAGAAAUGACCGUUGUACUACAGAGAAAUCAAGUUUACAGACCAGUUGCAACAACCUGAAUACAGAGAAAUCCCAGUUACAGGACAAAUUUGACACCAUGGCUGCCGAGAAGGAUAAACUGCAGAAGAGAAUGGAGAUUACAAAGUAUGCAGUGGAUGUGACUCUGGAUCCUGAUACAGCUGAAAACAACCUCAUCCUGUCUGCUGAUGGGAAACAAGUGAGGCAUGUCGACUCACCACAGAAUCUCCCUGACAACCCAAAGCGCUUUGAUCCCAUUAUUUGUGUUCUUGGAAUGCAGGGGUUCACCUCUGGUAGAUUUUACUAUGAGGUUGAGGUCAGUGGGAAGACUGCAUGGACAUUAGGAGUAGCCAGAGAGUCCAUUAACAGGAAGGGAAGCGUUAGCUUGGGUCCUAGCAAUGGAUACUGGACAAUAUGGCUGAGAAAUGGGGAUGAGUAUAUGGCACAUGCUGAUCCUUCUGUUGUCCUCUCCCUUAAAGAGAAGCCAGAGAGGGUGGGGGUGUUUGUGGAUUAUGGGGCAGGUUUGGUCUCUUUUUAUGAUGCAGACAGGUGGAAUCUGAUGUACUCUUUCCAGGGUGUCUCCUUCAAGGAGAAAAUCUAUCAAUUUUUUAGUCCAUCUCCUAAUUAUGAUGGCAAAAACUCGUCUCCUCUGAUUAUCGUCACUCCAAUUUCGUGCCCCAAAUCCCAGUUGCAGGACAAAUUCCACACCAUGGCUGCCGAGAGGGAUAAACUACAGAAGAGAAUGGAGAUUACACAGUAUGCAGUGGAUGUGACUCUGGAUCCUGAUACAGCUGAAAACAACCUCAUCCUGUCUGCUGAUGGGAAACAAGUGAGGCAUGUCGAGACACUACAGAAUUUCCCUGACAACCCCAAGCGAUUUGAUCCCGUUAUUUGUGUUCUUGGAAAGCAGGGGUUCACUUCUGGUAGAUUUUACUAUGAGGUUGAGGUCAGUGGGAAGACUGAAUGGGAUUUAGGAGUAGCCAGAGAGUCCAUUAACAGGAAGGGAUCCAUUACCCUGAAACCUGAUAAUGGAUACUGGACAAUAAUGCUGACAAAUGGGGAUGAGUAUAAGGCAAUAGCUGGUCCUUCUAUUCUCCUCUCUCUUAAAGAGAAGCCAGAGAGGGUGGGGGUGUUUGUGGAUUAUGAGGCAGGUUUGGUCUCCUUUUAUGAUGCAGACAGAUGGAAUCUAAUCUACUCUUUCCGUGGUGUCUCCUUCAAGGAGAAAAUCUUUCCAUUUUUGUAUCCUUCUCUUAAUUAUGGUGACAAAAACUCAUAUCCUCUGAUUAUCAUCACUCCAAUUUCAUGCCCAAAAUGACUUUUAUUAAUUUUAACUUGCUGGUAUUUUAUUAUGUUUUAUUACUUUGUACUGCUUUUACUCAUCACUUUUAAUCGUGCUCUUCUGUUGAAUUUCUAAUAUCUCUACAAUUCUUCUUCUUUAAUUCAUUUUCACCUGUUUUAUUUGUUAAUUUCUUUAAUCUUCUUUACUUCUGAUCACAUCUUUUUAUCAAUGUAUUUACGUCAGCUGUAAAGCAUGUUGGUACAACUCCUGUUGUUUUUAAAUGUGCUACACAAAUAAAGUUCAAAUGACUUGA
This is a messenger RNA of Clupea harengus (Atlantic herring), 2142 nucleotides long. RefSeq names its product nuclear factor 7, ovary-like. Lineage: Eukaryota; Metazoa; Chordata; Actinopteri; Clupeiformes; Clupeidae. Gene Ontology annotation, molecular function: protein binding. The record is from RefSeq and is a predicted model, not a curated record. The coding region runs from base 87 to 1865 and encodes 592 amino acids. The transcript is spliced from 6 exons.